UGCCGAUAGAUUUUAUAGUUUUGUGUACAAAAUAAGCAUUAUAUCCAUGGCCAAUUCUUAAACGGCGUCCACACACGAUGGAAACAUCUGAAAACGAUUUAAAAGCACUAGUGUAUGGGAUCCAUUUGGCUGGAAAGAUACUAUAUUUACGCAAUAAGCGAGAGAAAUUGAAGGAAAUGGUAAUGAUUUUAAACCAUAAUCUGUAUAUGUUAUUCUUUGUUAUAUACAAACAGAUUAGCGUGCAGACUGGCCAGUAUAUAGUGAAGCAAUAGGCUGUGGAUUAUUUCCAUAUACGGUCGUUUGACGAGAGGCGUGUCGUCGCUAACAUGACAUCUUAAAAAAUUAAACUGGGUUAAACCCCAUUCAUCCGUCCGCUUUGAAGCCGUGUAGUUUGAACACGAUGGCGUCAAUUAAGCGGUCGAUUCCCUACACUGACAAAGCGCCGGUGAGGCAGGGCAUCUACAGCCAGGCAGUUGUGGUGGGCCGGACUGUAUAUGUCUCAGGGCAGCUCGGAUUGGACCCCACGUCGGGACAGCUGGUGACUGGAGGGGUGCAGGCCCAGGCCAAGCAGGCUCUGACUAACAUGGGGGAGAUUCUGAAAGCAGCGGGUUGCAGAUACAACAAUGUUGUCAAAACCACGGUGCUCUUGGCUGACAUAACCGAUUUCAACCUUGUGAACGAUGUUUAUAAACAAUUUUUUACCAGCAACUUCCCGGCUAGAGCAGCCUACCAGGUCGCUGGCCUACCCAGAGGGGGACUUGUGGAGGUUGAAGCUGUUGCAGUUUUGGGGCCCAUCACUGAUGUUCCGUGACACACUGGUCUCUGAAUGCGAGGCCCAUGUGCCAAAGGAUCCCAUUCUGAGUGAAAUGUAAGGAUCUGCGGUGGACAGGCUGAUAAACUGCUUAUCACAAA
Messenger RNA from Paramormyrops kingsleyae, 912 nucleotides. RefSeq names its product 2-iminobutanoate/2-iminopropanoate deaminase-like. Gene Ontology annotation, molecular function: deaminase activity. The record is from RefSeq and is a predicted model, not a curated record. Gene Ontology annotation, cellular component: cytosol; mitochondrion. Lineage: Eukaryota; Metazoa; Chordata; Actinopteri; Osteoglossiformes; Mormyridae.